AUGAAGCAAGGCGAGGUUGAUGGAGAUGAUUAUAAUGCUGACAAGCAUAACGAGAAGAAGAAAGGAAAGAUGAAGCAAGACGAGGUUGAUGGAGAUGAUUAUGAUGCUAAUAACAUCAACCUUGAAAAAGAAAACAAAGAAAAAUUGGCAAAGAACUCUGAGAAUGAUAAGUCUUGGGAAUGGUUUAUGAGAAAACUAAAAGUUGUUGUUAGUGAUAAUGGCUUGGCUUUUAUUUCGGAUAGACAAGCGCCUAUAGCGAAGGCACUAGAAAACGCGUAUCCGCUAGCGAGACAUGGGGAAGGAUUAUCUGGGUUGAUUUCUAAGGCUUCGAAGGCUUAUAGAGUGGCUGAUUUCAAGAAGACGUUUGCUCAUUAUACCCAUCCUUUGGCCAUAGAUGUGGAGGAAAAGAUAGAUAGGAGAAUCGAAAAGGGGAAAACUUUUGUAGUUUAUCCUGUAAACGAUUGCCAGCUGCUUGUUAAAGGCGAUACAAUUGAAUGCUUUGUUGAUUUGGAUAAAUGGACUUGUUCUUGUGGGAAGUAUUACCUCUUGAAGAUCCCUUGUAGACACGCAAUAAAAGUUGGUUUCUUUGUUGGCAGAGAACCACAUAGAUUGACUGAUUUUCUGUAUACCACGGGAGCUUGGAGAGAAGCUUAUCAAGAAAGCAUAAAUCCCAUUGCUGUUCUUGAAGAUGGUUGA
Molecule: messenger RNA, 696 nt
Organism: Brassica rapa (field mustard)
Lineage: Eukaryota; Viridiplantae; Streptophyta; Magnoliopsida; Brassicales; Brassicaceae
Molecular function (GO): zinc ion binding
Source: RefSeq, a predicted model, not a curated record